AUCGGUAUCAACACCAGGAGAGCUGGCCUGCAGGAGGAGCAUGAUGGCUUCAAUUUGACCACAACAAACCUUGAGUCUUGCAGAAACCAGUGGAGACUAACAUGAACUCUGAAGUGAAGGCUCAGAAGGAGAGGGUAGCUGCAGCUGCCCCUGAUGGCGGCUACGCCUGGUUCAUCCUGCUCUCCUGCUUCCUGGUCUUCGGCCUAACAUUUGGUGUCAUCAAGGCCUUUGGUGUAUUCUAUGUCGAGAUACACCGAUACUUUGAAACCACAGCAACAGGAACAUCUUGGAUUACCUCUAUUGCAGUGGCUACCAUUCAUGUUGUGGCUCCUGUAGCGUCUGCUCUGAGUGCUCGCUUCAGCCACCGCUCUGUAGUGAUAACGGGAGGACUGAUAUGCAGCAUAGGAGUCGUGUUUGGGGCUUUUGCUGGUAACCUGAUUGAACUCUACUUAACAGUGGGGUUCCUAAAUGGUUUUGGCUGUGCAUUGACAUGGACGCCCACAGUGACCAUGCUGGGCUUAUACUUUGAGAAGAGACGGCCCGUAGCAAAUGCCUUGGCCAGCGCUGGAGAGUGCAUCCUUACAUUUGUCCUCACACCCCUGUUCCAGUUGUUGAUUGACAGCUACUCCUGGAGGGGUGCUUUGCUAAUCCUGGGGGGUUUGCAGCUCAACCUGUGUGUUUGCGGAAUACUGCUGAGGCCUCUAAACACCACCAGAGAUGUGACUUGUGAGUUCAAGGCGGAGGAGGAGGGCUUGUCCCUGGAAUUGCUAACAAAAGAUGACUCGGAGCAGAGCAAACCAAGCUGCCUAGAGGCAGAGGCAGAGGCAGAGGCAGAGGAGCUGAGAAUAUCUGAGGGGUGUGAUCAGGGGAAAAUCAAAGCAUGUCAUGAGGACCCUGAAGAGAUUUCAAUCAUGAAAGUGCAAGUCUCUAACAACAAGACUAAGAGGGCUGAAUUUAGGACCAAAAUCCUUCGCUACGUAGAUUAUACUCUCAUCACCAAUGCUCGAUUCAUGGUCUACUCAAUAUUUGGGGUGUUUGCUGCGCUGGGUUUCUUUGCCCCAGCUCUCUUCCUGGUUCCAUAUGCUCGUAGUAAGGGAAUUGAGGAGUACCAGUCAGCUGCACUCAUGUCCAUCUCUGCAGCGUUGGACCUGUUUGGAAGGGUGUUCUUUGGCUGGGUGGCAAACUUGAGACUGGUCCAGACAGUUCAGCAGCUGACAGCUACAGUUAUUCUGCUGGGUACUGUGUUACUCCUCUGCCCACUGGCCUCGUCGUUCUCAGAGCUGGCUGCUUUCAGCGCCGCUUAUGGCCUGGUGUACGGUGCCACGGUCGCCAUCCACAUCACUGUGUUAGCUGAGGUUGUAGGCGUCCACAGGCUCGGAAGUGCUCUGGGGUUCUUCAUGCUCAUACGCAGCAGCGGAGGUCUGCUUGGACCGCCCAUUGCUGGAUUCUUCAUAGACAAGAUGAGUGAUUACGGAACAGGUUUCCUCAUGGCAGGAGUGGCUCUCAUCGUCUCUGCUCUGUUCCUGCUGCUCCUCCAUCAGAUGAACCGCAGGGGUCAGAGGUCAACCACCAAGAACUGCGAUAUGCGUACAGACAAAAUGGAACAAAGCCCCAGAGCUGAAACCAAAGAGCUGGACAUGACAUGAAUGAAGAAAAAAAAGUGUCUGUGGCUGAUAGACGAUGAGUUUGAAAUGAAAUCUGAAACUCAGGUUUAAAAAGUGGAAAAUUGCUGUGUAGACUGAAGCAGUGUUUUUUUUAUAAUGGAGAAAUAUUAAGACAGUCUGCAGACAGUCUGCAAGAUAGAAACUUCAUUUCUAUCUUGCAGUUGUGAAUGCUGUGAACAAGAUAUUGAACAUUUAAAUUGGGUUAGUUAAUCUUAAAGUGUUCAUGUUCUUCCUCUUUAAGUUAUUUAUUGUUUUGAGCUUUACUGUUUUCUUAUUUUAAGAUAUUGGUGGGAUUGUAGUCAAGGGGCAAAUAGUGAUACUUUUUUAAAAUGUGAAACAUAAGGUUCAGUCCUCCUCCCUACCCCAGUAAUGUAUGUAGAGUCCCUAAAGUGUUCAUAUUAAACAUUAACCUGAUUUCCUGGAAUGUUGGAAAGUCACAUACUGUCACUUUCCUACUGUUGAUGCUGUUUAUACUGUGUAUGUGUGUCACUCAGGUGCAAAAUGAAAAUGUGACUAUGGCUCCCUCCAGUGAGAAGUUACUGAUAUUGCAUUUGCAACUGUCAAAACUGCAGGACUGAGCUGAAAAGUGCAGAUACAUGCAGACAUUAUUAUACACACAGGGAAGAUUG
Molecule: messenger RNA, 2293 nt
Organism: Morone saxatilis (striped sea-bass)
Lineage: Eukaryota; Metazoa; Chordata; Actinopteri; Moronidae
Exons: 6
Coding region: 102-1646 (514 amino acids)
Biological process (GO): transmembrane transport; monocarboxylic acid transport
Molecular function (GO): monocarboxylic acid transmembrane transporter activity
Source: RefSeq, a predicted model, not a curated record